This is a messenger RNA of Prunus armeniaca (apricot), 3249 nucleotides long. The record is from the annotation of a GenBank genome assembly. NCBI's taxonomy places the organism in Eukaryota, Viridiplantae, Streptophyta, Magnoliopsida, Rosales, Rosaceae.
AUGGCCUCUACUUCUACCACUUCCACCACUUCCACCAUCUCCCUUCUCGGUCCAAACACCAUUCACUUUAUCAAACUCGAUGCCUCAAACUACCUUCUCUGGCCAAGCCACAUCAAAUCGUUCCUCAUUGGCCAUGACCUUUGGAAAUAUGUUGAUGGCUCUUAUCCACAACCCUUUGAAUUUAUCACCACCACAGACACUACAACUUCUACACCUCCCACCACCACCUCUAUCACCAAUCUCAAUCCAGAUUUUCUAUCUUGGUACCAACAAGACCAAUUAGUGGUCAGUUACAUCACCACAACACUUUCCCCUACUGUUCUCUCUUUAACCAUUGGUCAUGACUCUGCCAAGUCCAUUUGGGAGUGUUUACAAAAUCAUUAUACUCAACGUAACCUUGCUAGUGCCUCCAGUCUUCGUUUUCAACUUCAUGACAUGUCCAAAGGAUCCAAAACCAUUGAUGAUUAUCUCAACCAUGCAAAAUCACUAGAUGAUGCUCUUUUUUCCAUUAACAAACAUGUCUCUGAUGAAGAUCUUGUUAAUGCCGUUCUCCGUGGUCUCGGCGCUGAGUUCUCCAUGUUUGUUACCACUAUUCUAAAUCAACUCACUCUUCCAAGUUUCACAGACCUUCGCUCCCACCUGCUUGCCUUUGAAAACCAAUCCUCAUGCUCAUUAGACUCCACUGGCCACACCACUGCCCUUAUUACCACUCACUCAUCCUCUGCUUCUUAUGCUCAACAUAUCUCCAACCAACAGCAGCACGGAUCCUCCAACCAGCAGCAAGGUGGUUCUCGUGGUGGCCAUCACGGUGGCUAUCGCAGUUUUUAUCGUGAUGGGCGUCGCAGUGGUUACAAACGCUGGCAACACCAUGCUCCUCCUAGUACCACGCCCCCUUGGCAACAACCAUGGACCAGUCCUUUUUCCCCUCGUGGAUCUGCUCCCCGUGCUCAGUGGCACCAGCUUGGGAUUCUUGGCGCCCUACCUCAAGCUUGGUAUUCCAAAUGUUCAACCAAUCAACACAUUACUGCCCAAUGUCCUCAUAAAUUUUCCGGACCCGACUCAUUUCCUUCAUAUGCAAGUGCACAUACUCUCCAACCUCAUGAUCCAAAUUGGUACCCCGAUACCGGAGCCAUUCACCACAUGACCGGCAAUCUUCCAUCCCUUCAACAGCCACAACCCUAUACUGGUAAUAAUUCAGGCCCCUGUAAGGAUGGCUUAUGUCCCUUGUCAUUGUCUUCUCUUCUUGAUUCUCCUGUCCCUCGAGCUUUCGCCACCAUCUCCUCCUCCACAUGGCACAACCAUCUUGGUCAUCCAUCAUCUUUAGUGCUCUCCCGUCUUCGUCCUCAAUUAGGAACAGUUGAACUUGAUAUUUUUCCCCAGCAUGCUCUGCCUGCUCUGCUGGCCGCACCUUCUCCGUUGGCUCCCCUUACUUCUCCUUCCAAUUCUGGCCCAUACCCCCUUGCUUUAGGCCUGAGCCUCCUUUUUGGCCCCUGCCGAUCACCAGGGCCCUCAUCCUCUCCAGGCCCAAUUCAUCCUACCGGCCCACCUCUCUAUCUAGCUUUAACUUCCCAUACAGGCACAUCUGCUACUGCAGGCCCAACUUCCACACCUAACACAUCUCACACUCCAUGCCCUAAUUCCGCUCCAGGCCCAUGCCUUUCCUCAACCCAGCCUUUACCCCAACUCUCUGCACAACAUGCUCCUUCCACAUCCGCGCAGCCCACAGACAUAUCCUCAUCUUUCCAGCUUUCUUCGCCUGUGCCUGAUCCUUGCCUUCCUCCUCCUGCUAUGGCAGCGCCAACUCACCUCAUGACUACACAGCAUCGUGCUGGGAUCAUCCAACCCAAAACACGCACCGAUGGAACCAUACGCGACACUCUGCAGGCCGUAUUGAGCGCUACAAGGCACGUUUGGUCGCCAAGGGUUUUCACCAACAAUCAGGCAUUGACUACACAGAAACCUUUAGUCCGAUUGUCAAGCCCGCUAGCAUCCUCACGGUUCUCAGCCUUGCCAUCUCUCGAGGAUGGUCUCUUCAUCAACUUGACAUUAAAAAUGCAUUUCUCUAUGGUUUUCUCAAUGAAGAUGUCUACAUGGUCCAACCACCAGGGUUUGUGGAUCCUGCCUAGCCUACCUACCUUUGCAAGCUCCACAAAGCACUAUAUGGUCUCAAACAAGCUCCUCGUGCUUGGUUUCAUCGCAUUAGCACUUUCCUCUUAUCUUCUGGGUUCACCCAAAGCUGGCAGCCAUCUUGAGGUACUCCAAGAAUUCAUCUCUACUUUAGGCAGUGAAUUUGAUAUCAAAGAUCUUGGGCCCCUCAGUUAUUUUUUGGGCCUCCAGGUCACUCACUCCAAUGGUAGUCUUCACCUAUCUCAAGUUAAGUAUGCUCAUGACCUUUUUCAACAUCAUCACAUGCUUGACUGCAAAUCGACCUCUACGCCUCUUGCUGCCAAAUCUUUUCUCUUAGCAACUGAGGAUGAGUUGUUAUCUUCACCUACUUCAUACAGAAAGGUUGUGGGUUGUCUCCAAUACCUCACCAUCACUAGACCCGACUUGGCCUUCACGGUCAACUCUGUUGCGCAAUACAUGAGCGCCCCUCGUUCUUCUCAUAUGAUCGUCGUAAAGCGAAUCCUGCUCUACAUCAAAGAGACCCUUGAUUUUGGCUUAACUCUUCGUCCACAGUCACAACCUUCAAGUAUUUGUGCAUACUCCAAUGCAGAUUGGGUUGGGUGCCCGAACUCUCGUCGCUCCACCACUGGCUAUCUGAUCUACUUGGGCACCAACUCGAUCUCUUGGUGUUCCAAAAAGCAGCCUACUGUCUCUCGCCCAAGCAUGGAAUUAGAAUAUCGCUCCUUAGCUCAUGCUUGUGCCGAAACUACUUGGCUAUCCUACCUUUUGGUCGAACUUGGUGUUCAACUUACCUUUCUCGUCUUUCUUCACUAUGACAAUCUCUCUGCCACUUACUUGGCUGCCAACCCUGUUUUUCACGCUCGCACCCGCCACAUCAAGCUUGAUUACCAUUUUGUGCGCGAAAAGGUGGCCUUGGGCAGUCAUCGCGUUUGUUUUAUUCCGUCUAUUGAUCAGCUAGCCGACCUCCUCACCAAAGCACUUCAUAAACCACGCCACCAACUUCUCCGAUCAAACCUUGUCCUACCUAGCCCGUCCGGUUUGCGGGGAGGUAUUAGUGAAUCAAUUCAGUCCGGUCAACUCUCCAUAAAUCGCUCCAGCCAACCUCCAUCUUCAUUGCCUUGA